GAUCAUCCGACGGUUGGCACGUCAUACGAACGACGAUUCGUGCACUACGAGUAAGGCGCUGGUCGGCUCCGAAUCCCAGAAGAAGAUACGACAAAGAAGGACGACUUGAAAAUACUUUAAGGUUCCGAGAAUCAUAUGUUGUCCACCCUCAAAGUCACCCUGAACUUGCUCACUCAAAACGCAAGUAACUGUGAUAACGAAACGAGCGUCAGGAUCUCGAUUUCAUAAACGACGCAGAAAAAGCCGACUCCCGCCUGGUAUCGCGAGUUAAAUCGACGGAGGAAACAUUUUCCGAAAAUAAAACGUACUCACAAUUGUUAUUAAUUAUUUGAAGAAGAUAAAUAAUCUUUGUGGAAAAAUGUCGUCCUCUGCAGUAGCGAAAACCUCUAAGUACUCGUACCGCUCCAGCGGUGGUGGAGCAGCCGAUGUCAGCAUCGAAUACAGCGCCGACCUGAGUGCUCUCUCCAGACUCGAGGACAAAAUCCGACUUUUACAAGACGACCUCGAGGGUGAGAGGGAGCUACGUCAGAGAAUUGAACGCGAACGUGCCGAUUUGAGUGUGCAAGUAAUUCAGCUUUCUGAGCGUCUCGAAGAAGCCGAGGGUGGCGCCGAAUCUCAGUUUGAAAUCAACAAGAAACGGGACACAGAAUUAUUAAAACUCAGAAAGCUCCUCGAAGAUGUCCAUCUUGAAAGCGAAGAGACGGCUCAUCUCCUACGAAAAAAACAUCAGGAAGUGAUCGUGGAUUUUCAAGAUCAAAUCGAUCAAUUAUCAAAGGCCCGCGCAAGGUCUGAUAAAGAAAAGUCAAAAUUCCAGCAAGAGGUGUAUGAACUCCUCGCUCAAAUCGACAAUGUCACGAAAGAGAAGAUAAUGUCGAUGAAAACAGUAGAAAAAUUAGAAAUUCAUGUAUCAGAACUUAACGUCAAAAUCGAGGAAAUAAAUCGUACUAUCGUUGAUAUCACCAGUCACAAGACUCGAUUAUCACAAGAAAAUAUUGAAUUGACAAAAGAAGUACAGGAUCUUAAGGUGAACAUUGAAAAUGUUAUUUACUUAAGAACUCAAAUUGCUGGACAGCUAGAAGAUGCUCGUCGUCGCCUGGAAGAUGAGGAGCGACGACGUUCACUAGUCGAGGCUUCCCUACAUCAGGUUGAAGUGGAGUUAGAAACCGUUCGCGUCCAAUUGGAAGAAGAGUCCGAAGCACGUUUGGACCUAGAACGUCAGCUAGUAAAAGCCAAUGGUGAAGUUUCCAUUUGGAGAUCAAAGUAUGAAACGGAAGCGCAAGCUCGCGCGGAAGAAGUCGAAGAAUUACGUCGCAAAUACUCUGCACGAAUCCAAGAACAAGAAGAGCAGAUCGAAACCCUUUUGGUUAAGAUAAACAAUCUGGAAAAGCAGAAGUCCCGCCUCCAAUCUGAAGUGGAAAUUUUAAUUAUUGAUCUGGAGAAGGCCAAUGGAACUGCUCGAGAGCUUCAGAAACGUGCUGAACACAUGGAAAAGAUCAAUAUUGAAAUGAAAGCUCGUCUUGACGAAACGCUUGCUAUGUACGAACAGAGCCAACGCGAUCUUCGCAAUAAACAACAGGAACUUCAGCGUACUAAUGCAGAACUUGAUAAGACCCGUGAACUUAAGGACCAACUUGGCCGUGAAAAUAAGAAGCUUGGAGACGAUCUUAAUGAUGCUAAGAAUCAACUAGCUGAUAUGAACCGCAGACUGCAUGAACUUGAAUUGGAACUUCGUCGUCUUGAGAACGAAAGGGAAGAAUUAGCUGCUGCCUACAAAGAAGCUGAAGCUUAUCUUCAAAAAAACUUGAUGCUGGUGACUCCCGACUUCAUAUAUGCAAAAAGAUGCAAGUUAAAAUUCUUUAAAUUUUUUAGCAAGGCAACUAGUAUCGAAAUUGAACAGCUUAACGCUCGCGUUGUAGAAGCUGAGACAAAAUUGAAGACUGAAGUACAACGCAUUAAAAAAAAACUACAUAUUCAGAUAACUGAAUUGGAACUUUCGCUGGACGUGGCAAAUAAAACUAAUCUAGACUUGCAAAAGACCAUCAAGAAACAAUCUCUAACCCUAACAGAACUGCAAGCACACUACGACGAAGUUCAACGUCAACUGCAAGUGACGCUAGACCAAUUGGGUAUCAGCCAACGUCGUCUACAGUCUUUAACUGCUGAGCUCGAAGAAGUCCGUGGCAACUACGAAUCUGCCCUUCGUGCAAAGAGGACUGUCGAGCAGCAAUAUGAAGAAACUGUUAGUCGUAUCAAUGAAUUGACGACCAUCAAUGUAAACAUUGCAUCUUCUAAGGCAAAACUUGAACAGGAACUUGCUACUCUAGCUGGUGAUUACGAGGAAGUAACCAAGGAAUUUAGAAUGAGUGAUGAAAGGUACCAAAGAGUACAAAAUGAGCUUAAACAUACUGUUGAGAUCCUUCACGAGGAACAAGAACGCAUUGUAAAAAUUGAGGCUAUUAAGAAAUCUCUUGAAAUUGAGGUGAAAAAUCUUUCUGUCCGCCUGGAGGAAGUCGAAGCCAAUGCUAUAGUUGGUGGCAAACGCAUCAUCAGUAAACUUGAAGCUAGGAUUCGCGAUUUAGAGCUAGAACUCGACGAGGAGAAACGCAGACAUGCUGAAACAGUGAAAAUUCUACGCAAGAAAGAACGCAAUAUCAAGGAAGUAAUGAUCCAGGUUGAGGAAGAUUCAAAGAAUAUUGCUCUGCUGCAGGAGUCUUUGGACAAAGCAUGUCAAAAAGUAAACAUUUACAAAAGACAACUCCAAGAACAAGAAGGCAUGUCCCAACAGAGUGUAACGCGAGUACGUCGGUUCCAACGUGAACUGGAAGCCGCUGAAGAUCGCGCAGACACAGCGGAAAGCAAUCUGACCCUAAUCCGCGCUAAGCACCGUAGCUUCGUGACCACCUCAACGGUGCCCGGUUCUCAGGUUUACCUUGUCCAGGAAACGAGGCAAGAAAUGUAAAUCUUUGCAGCGUCAUUCUUCACUACCUUACAGACACAGUUUUGUCUGCGCAAACGUAAUUAAAUAUUUUAAAAUUAUAUUUUCAUGCAUAUUAUCGUUAGAAAUUAUUUGACCAUUCGGAUAAAUGCCACCAAGAAAUUUUAUAUAAACAAGAAUCAGUGAGUUUUAACUUCUGAUUGAACAUUUAAAAGAAUUAAAUAUUCUUGAACAUAAAAGAGAAUUUGUUUGGAGGACUGCAGGGAGGAAGAACCAGAUUGAGUAAAACAUGGCACACUCAUAUUUAAAAAAUAUAUAGUGAGAGAGGCCGUCAAUCUUAAAGAUACAACCGGGUAUAGAGGAUUACGUUUAGAGGCUAAUACCACUCUGAAAAAUCAGAUUCAACUUUGCGUGUGAGAAACACAUGGUGAUUAUGAUUGCGAACAGCGUCACAUUUCGUAAGGUUACAAGUUUACAAGGUUAUAAAGUUACAACUUCAUCAAGGCGACUUAAGAAACCUAAUCCUCUUUUCUAUCAUACUGUUUCUGCUACAUCUUGUAGUAGUUUCCACUGGUACUUCUGCUACAAACUGCAUAUUGAUAGUAUGAGGUCACUUAUAUAUUUUACAUCCAUGAGCUAAAAUAAGUUACCUAUGCUGAAAGCGCAAAGCUGUAGAGGCUUGCUAUACGGAUUGUGGAUAAGUACACGCGGGAAAUUGGAAUAGAAUUUGGGUCGGACAAUACUUGAGGCUGUUUAAGAGCUGUAUUCAAACAAACUUUUUGUUCGACAAAUUUUGUCCUUCAAUCUCAAGAGCGAGCAACCACGACAAGAGGAUGCAUAAUUUAUGCAUAAAUAUGAAAGGCAAUUUAAUCUGGAUUGGACUCAUGUUUGCCUUCCCUAAAUCAUAUGGACUAAAAUCGGACACGUAGGGUUUCAUUUUCGCAUACCAGGAUGUUUUUAUUUUCAUCUUAGCAUACCGUGAAUUCAUUGAGCAUCAAUAAACAUAAAUUUUCAUCAGAGCCACAAUAUAAAAUAUUUAGCUUUAUAAUCGCUAACGCUAUUGGUUUUUGGUAUUAAGAGUCUAUUAUACACUAUAAUUCUCAAACAUUAUGUAAUAAAAGAGCUGAAACCUCUAGAGCACAUCAAAGUAAAUGGGUCAUUACUUUUGAAAUCAUAUGAGAGUGGCACUAACUCCUGCUUAACGUUUGACACAACUCUUGAAGGAACGUACAUCUGAAUUUUCAAUACAAUUUCCCUUAAAUGAAAAAAAUCAGAUCCAUAUUAUAAUUGAAUAAAUAAAGUUGAGAAUACUCCAAAUCCGCUUUAUUUUUUUCUUGUCUCAUCUUUUCCUAUAUUUUCAAAUUAGAAUCGAAAAACAGUUACAAAAAAUCUUCCAAUUUUUUCUUGGACACUCAAACCCUGUUUAAUACAGUACACCCAAAUUUUUCAGCAUGUGAAAUCCCAUGCGGAAAUCCGGAUAAUCAGCCUAUAAGAUAUGUCUAAAGUCAAAAAACAGAUGCAAAUCUAAAAAAAAAGUAACAGUCAAGGAAAUCAUUUUAUUCUUUUUAUUUUGUAAUGUAAAGCAUUUUCAUAAACUGAAUUCCUCUCAUUACUUUCCUAGUGUAAAAUUUUAAUAUUUUGGCAAACAAAUCAUUAUCAACACAGUUAUUUCUAUAGCUAGCAGGCACACUCAGAUAUUAAUGCAUUGAGUAUUUUUAAACAUUAUUUUAUUACGCGCAUGAUUUCUAGUUAAAAUUUGUUUGAAUGUCAAAUGUAAAUAAACAUACUGUCAUAAACAUUGCUUAACUUUCUUAAAUCAGUUAUUUAAUUUACAGGUAACUAUUUCUAUUUUUUUUUAUUUUUGAAAUCUAAUGGGAUCUUAUAUAUCUUCAUAUUAUGAUUUUUCUAAAUAUUUCUAUAUUUUAUUUCGAAAUCUCUAAUCUUUUGAAUGGUUCUACUUACAAAAUCGCAGAUUCAGUUUCUGCACAAAUGUAUAAUUCACCUUGAAGAAAAAUAGAAAUAAUCUAUGAACAAGAUCAAGAACAUACUAUACUAUAUUUGUUAUGCUUAAAGUGACGUACGAAUUUUUAAACUGUCAAAAAAUAUGUAACCAAACUUUCUGUCGAUAGUAUACUCAUUGUCAGUAUUAAAAAUGUUGUAAAUAAAUUAAAUCUUCCUUAUAAACUUAUUUUUUCAAUCUGGAUUUUUAAUAGCAUUUUUUGAAAAUAGUCUCUUAAUUUUUGAAUAUAUUAAUUUGCCUUUAUCAUGCUUUUAUGUAACAGAUGCAUAUUUUUCAUCAGGAAUUAUAAACUGCAAGGUGUCAAGGACUACAAAUUAUUGUGGAACUGACAUAUUUUACAAAACAAUGAUUAGCUUUUAGAAAAGUACAUUCGAGAAAAUUAAAUUGUCGCCAUUUUUACGAAUGUAUAGCGGUUCAACGAGCCUCGGUUGGCUUAAGCUACUUAACAUCAGAAGCUAAACACAAGCAUGAUUGCAAUCAAGAUUAUCGCAAAUGAAUUACUAAUUAUCUCAUGUAAUUAUUAUCAUCAGAAGCUUAAGGAGAUAAAAAUACCCAAACGUUCUUUUUAAAGUUGCACAAACUUGUAUUAAAAUAAUGAUAAUUCUAUGAUACCACUAGAUAUAGGACAUCUACCUACAAACAAACGCACUGUACAUCAUACAAGAAUAUGUUUCAACAUUUCAUUUAAUAAUAAACUAAACAGUGUAAGUACAA
Belonocnema kinseyi is the source of this 5669-nucleotide messenger RNA. RefSeq names its product paramyosin, long form. The transcript is spliced from 14 exons. NCBI's taxonomy places the organism in Eukaryota, Metazoa, Arthropoda, Insecta, Hymenoptera, Cynipidae. Gene Ontology annotation, cellular component: myosin complex. Bases 359 to 2959 code for a protein of 866 amino acids. The record is from RefSeq and is a predicted model, not a curated record.